GGUACUAUAUCAAUAAUCAGACUUGACCAAGUAAUUUUAAAUAUAACAUCGUAAAAUGGUCUGCAAAGCUUCUUUUGUCUACUCCUUGAUAGUUUUGGUUGCUGUAGCCAACGCGUAUGAUUAUACCAAUUGUCCUUCAAAUACCGGUCGCCAAAAAAAUCUUGUUUAUGAUUACCUUUUGACAGGAGUGUCUAUAAAUAUUCGUAUUCCAGGGUCAGGAUAUUUUAAUAGACCCAUAACUUGCCUUCAGCUAAUUGAUCAAAAGGCUACGACUGUUUCUCCAAAAAUAGUGGAAGGUGGAUAUCUUGAUACAUACCUUAUAGUAAAUAUAACAUCAUUAAAUGGUCAAGAACUUAAAUACUAUGCACAAAUAUAUAUUGAUUAAUUUAAAUUUUUUAUUAAAUUGAACAAUAAAUUUAAAUAAGUAUAUUGUUGUAUAAAAUACGAUCCUAUUUUAAAUAAAAAACAUAAAACUUUGUUUUAU
Molecule: messenger RNA, 484 nt
Organism: Diabrotica balteata
Lineage: Eukaryota; Metazoa; Arthropoda; Insecta; Coleoptera; Chrysomelidae
Source: the annotation of a GenBank genome assembly